AUGGACACCCCACAGAUUAUUCUAGCCGUCAUUGUGUUAUUUGCACUCGUAUCGGUCCUUUUUGUCGCUUUCUUUAGAGCACGUCGUCCCCGGCCAGACGAUCAAGAUGCGGGAUCAGGCGGGCGAUGGCCAGUCCUCCACGUGUUAGGGCGCAAGCGAUUUGGUCAUAGAAGAUAUGAACAAACUUCUGGUGAGAAUCUCGAUGGCGAAGCACAGAUUCAUCAGCUCGAACCAACGGCAGUGUCUGCCAAUCACGUCAAUACCCUCCGAGAUUCACGACAAUCAGGGAGCAGAGCGACACGAACGAAUCGAACCGGGGCUUCUGUUGACCGCAACACCUCUGUUCGUUCUGUGAUGACAUUGCCUGCAUACCGUGCUACUGCUGGGAAUAAUGAGCAGGUUCUCGGGAGGGAAGGCGAUAGAGAUGGCGUUGACGUCAUUGUCGAUCUCCCUACUGCUGAGGAGGAGGAAUCUUUACGGGAAGAGGAAAUGGAAGCAAUAUAUCAAAUACGAAUUGCUAGACGAGAACAGAUUGCGCAGCGUGAUGAGCUGAGGCGACAACGCCGCGACGCUCGACAGCGAGGUGACAGUAAUAGCUUGGCCGAUGCCAGAGCACGAUCUCGCGCUGCUAGCAACAACAGCAACCUUGACGAACUCCACCAAGAAGUUAGUCGUAUACAAGACCAGAGACAGAGAUCUGUUUCCAGCGUUUCAUACGCAGAUUUGGGCGUUGCGCGACACGACGGGACUCGGAUCAGGGCGAGUAGCAACGAAAGUGAGCGUAUCGGUCUGCUUUCUGAUGCUGCCAGCAUCGCAAUUUCAGCCCGAUCUGAGCUUGGUUCAUCAUUGGGACUGCAUCGCCGAGAACGAAGCGUCAGCUCUCUGGUUAGUGUUGAUAGUGAAUUUAACCCGGAGCCAUCCAGGACGCGGGCGAAUUCAGGACCUACUGCACCAGGGUUACUGAGCGGAGAGCCCGCGGCUGCGUCCAGCCCAGAGCUUGUGGAAGUUGACUUGGGAUUGGAACCAAACCCCCCUCCAGGGUAUGAGGUUGUGUCUCUUGAAGAUGAUGCCGGGGAAGUGGCAGGACCCAUGACCCCGUCGAAUGAGCCGCCACCGGAUUAUUCUGGACCAAACGAGCAUAUCCCGCAGACUGAACAGACAUCAACAGGGCCUGCUCAUCCAAUUCCCGGAGAAAGGAGAACACCGUCUCCGCUACAUACAUCUAGGGGGGUUGGCGGCGCACCUCAGUUACCCAGCUUGCGGAUAUCUAGGCUUCCGGCGAUUGUAAUCCAGCCACUGAACGAAGAAUCUCGAGAUGAUAAUGUAUUAUGA
Messenger RNA from Metarhizium acridum CQMa 102, 1332 nucleotides. RefSeq lists its product as uncharacterized. Lineage: Eukaryota; Fungi; Ascomycota; Sordariomycetes; Hypocreales; Clavicipitaceae. The record is from RefSeq and is a predicted model, not a curated record.